Chelonoidis abingdonii (Abingdon island giant tortoise) is the source of this 1991-nucleotide messenger RNA. RefSeq names its product tRNA (guanine(6)-N(2))-methyltransferase THUMP3-like. Gene Ontology annotation, molecular function: tRNA (guanine) methyltransferase activity. Lineage: Eukaryota; Metazoa; Chordata; Testudines; Testudinidae. The record is from RefSeq and is a predicted model, not a curated record. Gene Ontology annotation, biological process: tRNA methylation.
GUUAAAACUUUCCUUUGUUUCUUCUAUUCUUCAGGCUCUGUGAUCCUCAGCCAACUGACAUUAUAAUUGAUCCAAUGAGUGGAACAGGGGCUAUACCAAUAGAGGGGGCUACUGAGUGGCCUAGCUGUUAUCAUAUUGCAGGUGAUAACAAUCCACAGGCUGUGAAAAGAGCAGCAAAUAAUAUCUGCUCUUUGUUGAAGAAAAAUCAGAAUAAAGAAAGUGGUACUUCCUGGGGCAUACCCAUAGAUACCAUUCAGUGGGAUAUCUGCAAUCUCCCCUUGAGAACCAGCUCUGUGGAUGUUAUUGUAACAGACAUGCCAUUUGGAAAGAGGAUAGGAUCUAAAAAGAAGAACUGGAAUCUCUACCCAGCUUGCCUUAUGGAGAUGAGUCGCAUCUGCAGGCCUGGGACAGGGAGAGCUGUACUACUUACCCAAGACAAGAAAUGUUUUGCCAAGGCCUUGUCAAAAAUGGGACACUUGUGGCAAAAGGGUCAUACAGUCUGGGUGAAUGUAGGGGGACUUCAUGCUGCAGUUUAUCUUCUGAAACGUACCUUGGAAAGAGCAGGAGAGAAAAGAUCAUACUGGUAACCCACCUGUCGGCAAACAUAUGAAGCAGCAUCCACUUGCCUGAAUUUCUUAGAAAGCUGUUUGCUAGAGUGUAUGCCUUAAAUUUCUGUUAAGAAAAUACUGAUCCAGGGAUCAGCCUGAAAAGCAUCAUUUCCACUGUGUACCCUGGAACCUUUUUAUUUGAAACCAAGUAGAAAAAAAGCAGAUCCACCAACAGAAUGACCAGUUCUUUCCUGUGCAUAUGAAUCUGCUUUACCAUGUUUAUGGCAUUUUUCACUUAAAUGUACGUUUUCAUGUUCACAAGGGAACUAGCAGGGUAACUUUGCAAAAUGGUAGAAUGUGUGUGAAGAUCUCAAACUGCUGAUGUACAAGACUACUGAAGACUGUCUUCUUGGUUGUCUUUAGUUUGAGGGUUUUUUUGGUAAUAGUGUUGCUUUAUGGAAGGAUUUUUUCCCAAUGGAGAGAUGUCUCCUUUCUGUUUCAUUAGUUAAUAGCAUUGCCAAAAUGUAAGAAGACUAACACAAAGUAGUGCCUCCAUUUAUGUUUUGCUAGAAAUGGCAUCUGCUUUGCACUACAGUACCUUGAUACUGCUGCCUCUGUUCUCACCUGCUACCUCAACUAAGUGCUAAUUUAGUAAAUGUUUACGUAUUAUGUAUCCCUACUGUAGGUGGGGUGGAGAAAUGUAAAAAGAGGCCUUAGCAAAGUGUUUGUUUAAUUUAAAAAAAAUGUGAAAUACUGUAGCACUCUUCAUAUACUACUGCAUAUUUCUUGUGUUUGGGUGGACAGAUUUAGACUAGAACAUGAUUGCAAGGAUACAUUUGAAUUCAACAGGCUGACUAGAUGCUUUAGCUGUGCUACCACCUCAAGAGGAAUGUGGUAACAGUUGGAUGAAUGGAAGCUUUAAAAGUGAUUUUUUUUGUCCCUACUGUAAAUGUACAGUAAGUGGUUUCUCAAGUCUGUCAUCCCUCUUGUAUCGGGUAAAAAUGAUAGUUACCAGUUUGUCAAUCAUCUUCCUCAAAGAGUUCAUGCCAUCCUUCACUGUUGAAAGUGUUUAAGGAUGGAAGAGUAAAUAUUUAAGUUCUAGAUGUUUUGGAUAAGAGUUGGGUUCUUUAGGAUUUUCCUGUCUUAGUUACAUUCAUUCACUAUUUCUUGUUCUGUAGUAGACUUUCAUGCAGCUCUUAAUACUUACUGAACAAGACUCUUCAUAUAGGAAAUAAAGCACCACCACUGUUACAGUUCUAAUAAGGGUAUUCUAUCCCUCUAAUUCUUUUGUUCAUACAAGCACGUGUGUCCCCCAUGUGACCAUGGCAAGGUAACAUUCAGCCACAGCGCAUGGAUGUUUUUUUGUUCCUCAAAAGUUCCUUGUUGCACUGAGCUUUUACUUUAUGAUUUUACCUGAAUAUAAUAAAGGCUUAACAUAGAUUA